AAUGAUGUGGACUCACUCCAUGGAGUAUCAAACCAGGAUUUCCUGUAGGAUUUCUGGGGAUCCCCCUGAGCUGGGAGGGAGUUCCUCCCAUGGAGAAAUCAAGAUGUAAUUUUAGAAUGGGGCAGAUAUAAAAGAUGAAAUCAGAUUGAAAAUACAGGGAUUUCUCCAGCCCGGGCUGUGGCUACAGCACAGCAAAGUUAGCUGGAGCUGAGAGAUUUCCUGGGAGUGCAGCUCUCCUUUUCUGGGCCCCAAGGCCCUGCUCGGGGACAUUCACCCUUCCUUCACCUUCAAAUCAGUUCCCUUACAUAUAUAUUUUUAAAAGAAAUCCAAGUCUUACUUUCAAAGCACACACUUAGUCUCAACUAGGGAAUCAACAGAAGCAGAAGCGAUUUUUUUCCCCCUUCUUGACAUCUGGCUUGCGAUUGGCUGGGAGGGGGUCAGCUGACUUUGUCAUUUUGUCUGUCCUGGAUUGGAGCCGUCCCUAUAACCAUCUAGUUCCGAGUACAAACUGAAGACAGAAAUAAAUAUUAAAGAAAUCAUAGCCCGACCAGGUAAAGGCAAAGGGAUGAAUUCCUACUUCACUAACCCUUCCUUAUCCUGCCACCUCGCCGGGGGCCAGGACGUCCUCCCCAACGUCGCCCUCAAUUCCACCGCCUAUGAUCCAGUGAGGCAUUUCUCGACCUAUGGAGCGGCCGUUGCCCAGAACCGGAUCUACUCGACUCCCUUUUAUUCGCCACAGGAGAAUGUCGUGUUCAGUUCCAGCCGAGGGCCGUAUGACUAUGGAUCUAAUUCCUUUUACCAGGAGAAAGACAUGCUCUCAAACUGCAGACAAAACACCUUAGGACAUAACACACAGACCUCAAUCGCUCAGGAUUUUAGUUCUGAGCAGGGCAGGACUGCGCCCCAGGACCAGAAAGCCAGUAUCCAGAUUUACCCCUGGAUGCAGCGAAUGAAUUCGCACAGUGGGGUCGGCUAUGGAGCGGACCGGAGGCGCGGUCGCCAGAUCUACUCGCGGUACCAGACCCUGGAACUGGAGAAGGAAUUUCACUUCAACCGCUACCUAACGCGGCGCCGGCGCAUCGAGAUCGCCAACGCGCUCUGCCUGACCGAGCGACAGAUCAAAAUCUGGUUCCAGAACCGCCGGAUGAAGUGGAAAAAAGAGUCUAAUCUCACGUCCACGCUCUCAGGGGGCGGCGGAGGGGCCGCGGUCGACAGCCUGGGCGGAAAAGAGGAAAAGCGGGAAGAGACAGAAGAGGAGAAGCAGAAAGAGUGACCAGGACUGUCCCUGCCACCCCUCUCUCUCCUGCUCCCUCGCUCCCCCCAACUCCCUCCUAAUCACACACUCUGUAUUUAUCACUGGCACAAUUGAUGUUUGGACUUCCUGAGACAAAAUUAGGGAGUCAAAUAUGGACCUGAAAAGUCAACUCUGGACCCCCUCCCUCACCGCACAGACUCUUUCACAAGGCGCCUCCUCCUCCUGCUCCUCCUGCACCCUCGCUAGCUCGUUCUCGGCUCGUCUGCAGGCCCCUUCCCUCGCCCAGGCCUUGGGGCUCGUGCCUGAACCUCGCUUCAGACUCCACAGAUCUCCCUCCAAACGAGGACUUGGCCUCCCACCCUCUCGGCGCCCCCCACCCCCGCCCACGCGCAGAGAGCCGGCUCCCGGGCCCGGGGGCCUCCGCUCCCAGGCCUCAGGGCCCGGCGUGGCAGCCGGGGAGGGCGGGAGGCCCAAGUAGGGCGCGUGGUGGUCCCACAGCAACCCCCAGGGCCUGCCCGCAGCCCCCGCCCGGCCCCUCUGCCCCAGCAAAUGCCCAGCCCAGGCGAAUUGUAUUUAAAGAAUCCUGGGGAUCAUUAUGGCAUAUUACAAACUGUGACCAUUUCUGUGUGAAUAUUUUUAGCUGUAUUUGUGGUCUCUGUAUUUAUAUUUAUGUUUAGCACCGUCCGUGUUCCAAUCCCAUCUUAAAAAGGAAAAAAAAAAAAAAAAGAGGGGAAAGUACAAAAAGAGAAAAAAUAGUGAAUGACGUUUGUUUAGCCGGUAGGAAAAAAAAAUAAAUUAAAAAAAUCCUGUCGUGUUACCCUCCUGUAUAAAUCCGACCUCUGGAUCCGUUCUCGAAUAUUUAAUAAAACUGAUAUUAUUUUUAAAAGUUUA
Eubalaena glacialis (North Atlantic right whale) is the source of this 2146-nucleotide messenger RNA. RefSeq names its product homeobox C6 (gene HOXC6). The transcript is spliced from 2 exons. Gene Ontology annotation, molecular function: RNA polymerase II cis-regulatory region sequence-specific DNA binding; DNA-binding transcription factor activity, RNA polymerase II-specific. Bases 566 to 1273 code for a protein of 235 amino acids. Gene Ontology annotation, biological process: anterior/posterior pattern specification; regulation of transcription by RNA polymerase II. The record is from RefSeq and is a predicted model, not a curated record. Gene Ontology annotation, cellular component: nucleus. Lineage: Eukaryota; Metazoa; Chordata; Mammalia; Artiodactyla; Balaenidae.